UGCUGCAGCUAGGGGUUUGUCUGGUUCUCUGGAGCAAGCCCGAAGCACCGGAAGGCGGCGGUAGGCGGCAGGCCAAGGAGCAGAGGCGUGUAUGUAGGGCCAGGCCAACCUGCAGCUUCAGAUUCCACACACCACUUUCUCGAGAGACUUUCUCUCAGGUUUUCAGCCAGUGUUUCUUCAGUUAGCCCUGGAGGAGAGGGAAAGCGAGCGAGCGAGUGAGCUGAUGCCGGAGUCUUGCAUGGAGGCUGGGGAGAUUCUUCCUUUCAGGGCGCUUUCUCUUUCUCGUGGGAGCUGAAGCCAAGGCAGCUGUGACAGCGGCCAGCAUGGCCAGGGCACUUCUCUCCUCCUCAGUCAGCGCUCCACGUCUCUCAGCCGGGUUCUGAGUCUCAGCAUGGAAGCCACAAUGAAAGACGGAACACGUUUCGACACCCAGUGACUGGCCAGGUCCCGGAGGAGAACAAAAAGUUUGACUUGAAAACAUCGGCCUUGGACAUGUCCAACAAAACAGGUGGGAAACGUUCUGCUACCAUCAACAGCGACAUAUCCAACCACAACAUGGUGUCCGAGGUUCCUCCAGAGCGGCCCAACAUCCGGGCGACUCGAACUUCCCGCAAAGCCAUUGCCUUUGGUAAGCGCUCCCACUCCAUGAAGCGGAACCCCAGUGCUCCUGUCACCAAGGCGGGCUGGCUCUUCAAACAGGCCAGCUCCGGGGUUAAGCAGUGGAACAAGCGCUGGUUUGUUCUGGUGGACCGCUGCCUCUUCUACUACAAAGAUGAGAAGGAGGAGAGCAUCCUGGGCAGCAUCCCCCUGCUGAGCUUCCGGGUUGCUGCCGUCCAGCCCUCAGACAACAUCAGCCGGAAGCACACAUUUAAGGUGACUGUUCACUGGGUAGAUGAGGCCGGAGCCAGUUCCACGCACUGCCUCUCCCCGCAGGCCGAGCACGCCGGAGUCCGCACCUACUUCUUCAGUGCCGAGAGCCCUGAGGAGCAGGAGGCCUGGAUCCAGGCCAUGGGCGAGGCUGCUCGGGUACAGAUCCCUCCAGCCCAGAAGUCAGUGCCUCAACCUGUGCGCCACAGCCACGAGAAGCCAGACUCGGAGAACAUCCCCCCCAGCAAGCUCCAUCAGCAGCCACCUCACCACAGUCUCGCCAAGCCGGAGCCUGAGGCCAAGACUCGGGGGGAGGGGGACGGCAGAGGCUGUGAGAAGGCCGAGCGGAGGCCGGAGAGGCCCGACGUCAAGAAAGAGCCUCUAGUGAAAGCCAAUGGCCUCCCACCUGGACCUGAACCAGCCUCAGAGCCUGGCAGUCCUUACCCCGAUGGCCCGAGGGUCCCAGGAGGUGGGGAACAGCCUGCCCAACCCAAUGGCUGGCAGUAUGGCUCCCCAAGCCGACCAGGAAGCACAGCUUUCCCACCUCAUGAUGGGGACGCUGGGGGACACCGGCGGAGCUUUCCACCACGUACUGACCCCGACAAAAUUGCCCAACGCAAAAGCUCCAUGAAUCAGCUCCAGCAGUGGGUGAACCUGCGCCGGGGGGUGCCCCCACCCGAAGACCUUCGGAGUCCUUCAAGGUUCUACCCUGUGUCCCGCCGGGUCCCUGAUUAUUACAGCCCCUACUCUUCCCAGUACCCUGAGGAUUACCAGUACUACCCUCCAGGAGUGCGGCCAGACAGCAUCUGUUCCAUGCCAGCCUAUGAUAGGAUUAGUCCACCCUGGGCCCUGGAGGACAAGCGGCACUCCUUCCGUAAUGGGGGUGGACCCACUUACCAGCUUCGUGAAUGGAAGGAGCCCACCAGCUAUGGGCGGCAGGAUGGCACUGUUUGGAUCCCCAGCCCCUCCCGACAGCCAGUCUAUUACGAUGAGCUGGAUGCUGCCUCUGGCUCCCUGCGACGCCUGUCCUUGCAACCCCGGUCCCACUCUGUGCCCCGCUCGCCCAGCCAGGGUUCCUACAGCCGUGCCCGCAUCUACUCCCCCGUGCGCUCGCCUAGUGCCCGUUUUGAUCGGCUGCCACCCCGCAGCGAGGACAUCUACGCAGACCCUGCUGCCUAUGUGAUGAGGCGAUCCAUCAGCUCCCCAAAGUAUGAUUACCUGGGAGACAGGCGGCCAGUCCCUGCAGGACUGUUCCCCUACAACUACCCACCAUCCCCCACGGUCCACGAUAAGAUGGAUGAACUGUUAGAUCUUCAGUUGCAAAGAAACCUAGAGUAUUUGGACCAGCAGAUGAGUGAGAGCGAGACUCUCAUCAGCAUGGUGAACCGUAUGGUGGGGAGCUCCUCCCCCAGGGCCCAGCUCUUCAUGCAAGUCCCUGCAUACCCAGAGGUGUUCCGGGAUGGCCUCCACACCUUCAAGUUAAACGAGCAAGACACGGAUAAGCUGCUGGGCAAGCUGUGUGAGCAGAGCAAGGUGGUGAGGGAGCAGGACCGGCUGGUGCAGCAGUUGCGCGCGGAGAAGGAGAGCCUGGAGAGUGCCUUGAUGGGGACCCACCAGGAGCUGGAGAUGUUCGGGAGCCAGCCUGCCUACCCAGAGAAGCUGCUGCACAAAAAGGAGUCUCUACAGAACCAGCUCAUCAACAUCCGCGUGGAGCUGUCACAGGCGACCACGGCUCUGACCAACAGCACAGUGGUGUAUGAGAACCUCGAGUCUGAGGUCUCUGCCCUACAUGAAGACCUCUGGGAACAGCUCAACUUGGACAUCCAGAAUGAGGUGCUCAGUCGGCAAAUUCAGAAGGAGAUCUGGAGGAUCCAAGACGUGAUGGAAGGGCUGAGGAAGAACAACCCAUCUCGGGGGACGGACACAGCCAAGCACAGAGGAGGACUCGGCCCCUCAACUACCUAUAGCUCCAACAGCCCAGCCAGCCCCCUCAGCUCUGCCAGCCUUACCAGUCCCCUGAGCCCCUUUUCAAUGGUGUCUGGUUCUCAGGGAUCUCCAACCAAGCCAGGGUCCAGCGAGGAACCUGGCCCACCUCGGCCGCCCCUCCCCAAAGCCUACGUCCCCUUGGACUCUCCCCCCACGGUCCCUCCACUCCCUAGUGAGAGCCGCUUCUGGCCAUACCCCAACUCCCCUUCCUGGCAUCACAGUGGCGAGACAGCCAGGGGUCAGCCCAAAACAGGCUAUGAGCCAAACAAGAAAGACCCCGACCAGACAUCACCCCUGGAUCCUCCCAGAGACAUCAGCCUUGUGCCCACCAGACAAGAGGUGGAGGCAGAGAAACAGGCAGCUCUCAACAAAGUUGGCAUCGUGCCCCCUCGGACAAAAUCUCCUGCUGAGGAAGAGAUGACUCCAUCAGCAGUAAUGAGGAGGACAACCAAUGGCCUCACCAAUGGCCUCUCCUCACGGCAGGAGCGCCCCAAGAGUGCUGUGUUCUCCGGAGAGGGCAAGGUGAAGAUGAGCGUGGAGGAGCAGAUCGACCGGAUGAGGCGGCAUCAGAGUGGCUCCAUGAAGGAAAAGCGGAGGAGCCUACAGCUCCCAGCCAGCCCAGCUCCGGAACCUAGCGCCCGGCCUGCCUACAAAGUGGUGCGCCGUCACCGCAGCAUCCACGAAGUGGACAUCUCCAACCUGGAGGCAGCCCUGAGGGCCGAGGAACCUGGCGGCCAGGCCUACGAGACACCACGGGAGGAAAUUGCCCGGCUUCGCAAAAUGGAGUUGGAGCCCCAGCACUACCACGUGGACAUCAGUAAGGAGCUCUCCACUCCAGACAAAGUCCUCAUUCCUGAACGGUACAUUGACCUGGAACCAGACACCCCCUUGAGCCCCGAGGAGUUGAAGGAGAAGCAGAGGAAAGUGGAGAGGAUCAAGACGCUCAUUGCCAAGUCCAGUAUGCAGAACGUGGUGCCCAUCGGCGAGGGGGACUCUGUGGACGUGCCCCAGGACUCAGAGAGCCAGCUGCAGGAGCAGGAGAAGCGGAUUGAAAUCUCCUGUGCCCUGGCGACCGAGGCCUCCCGCAGGGGCCGCAUGCUGUCUGUGCAAUGUGCCACCCCAAGCCCUCCCACCUCCCCUGCUUCCCCGACUCCACCCGUCAACCCCCCACCGUCUGAACGCCCCGUGGGCGCCGACAGCAGCCAUACCAUGCGGGUCUGAGCUCUGACUGCAAGCCCUGGCCGAGGCCAACGCUGUGAAGCUCCACAGAGCCACCUUCUGAUAGCACAUCCGGGACGCCGGCUCCUCAUCCUGGCCUCCUGCCCUUGCACCCACCGCGAGAAUGCCCCAGGGAGCCAGGCUGGGGCCAGGCCUGCUUCAGAAAGGAGCAUGGAUGCCUUGAAAGCCACAUCUGCUGCCCGUGUCCUGAAGCCUGUACUGGCGUGCCAAGACCUGGGAUGGCAAGGCCAAGGGUCAUCCUCUCUGAUGCCCCCCGGUCACAGGGAGUUCAAGUGCGGUUCCGGAUGGCACUGUGUGGCCCUCUUGCACCCUAACCUGAUGGAGAGCGUGUCCUGGUGGGAGCAGGCCCUCGGCUAUGGGUGAGGACAGGAAGUGAAGACAAGACAGACUGUCUACCCCUUGGAACCCACACAACACAGUGAGAGAGAGGCCAGCUCUUGCCAUCCUCUUCCUCCCCUCCCGUCCCAGCUGCCUCAGCGAUGCCCAGGGCUUUGACACGGCGAUGCUGAUGGGUUUCCCUGGAGACCAGCUGCCCUGCUUGAGCCAAAGAGAAGAUGAUGAGUGCCAGGGGGGCGGCCCCCGGGUUCCUGGAGGGGUCAGGUGUGGGUGGUGUGGAUAGAGGACAGCAGGUCUGCGCAGUGUCUGAGGGCAAGUUGGAAGUGGGAGUGGACGGAAGAGGAGAGAGGCUUGGAGACUGAAGGGAGGGGGAAGUCGGACGCUUUCCACAAGCAGUGGGGAUGUAAGGAAGGAGAGGAAAUGGGAAGGGAGAGUAGGAAUGUCUUCCCUAGAGUGGAGCCUUAGGUUAGUGCCAAGCAGAGGACCUGACUGUCACCUAAGUACGUUCACGUCUUCCUCAGGAGCGGGUGGCCCAGGAGGACUCGCCGGGCACACGUCAGCCCCAGCCGAGGUGCUUGGUGGGAAGGUGUGGAGGAGGCGGGUGUUAGGGUGAGACAGCCUGGGAGAUGGUCCAUCUGUGUCGAGGCCUGCUGUUCGUCUCUCCCCGAGGGUCAUGGGCAGAGAGGACUGUCUUACUGUCUGUCUAUCUGUCGUCUGUCUGUCCGUCAGCCUUGGGGCCUUACCUCGCCAGUUUCUUGACCCACUCAAACCUGGAGAGUACUGUGGGCCCGCCCAGGGUUAGCCCCAGGAAGAGGGAAUGGGGAUUUAAAUGUGAGGCCAGGCUCUGGGUCCUAACUCACCUCAGGUAUCCAGAGCAGGACCAGAGGCUGGGCUUUCUUAUAACCCACCUACCCAGGGAGGACAGGACAGGGCGAGACGGGAACAGAGUAGAGUCUUUCUCUAUUCCACCUACCUUGAGUGAACGCAGCCAGAGAGCAGCGAAGGAAGGCCGGCUGCAGACGCCAGUCUCCAGGCCUGCCCUGCCGCACUGGCUGCCCAGAGACUUCAGCCUGAGCAUCAGUGGUCCCAAGACACAACUGCAUCAUCUCCCGUCGAUCCAUCGCUGCUCCUUCGUGGUUGGGACAGUCACUAGUUUAUGUGCAAGUAAAGAUGACGGCUCAUUCCACAGAUGCUCGUCAAGCACUUUUUGUGUGCCAGGUACUGAUGUUCCAGGUGUUUAGGAGAUUGUCUUGCUUCUGAGGGACUCUGGAUCGCAGGAGUCCACCCAUAGGCACCCUGUCAGGCCUGGAAAGUGCUCCUCGGUGACAUUCCCUAUCUGCACAGUCCAAGCACCCCAAACCUGCCCUUUCUUCCUCAAAGACUGGUAGAUGGGAACAGCUCCCAGGUUAGCUCUCUCCCCAUACCCUCUUCCACAAGAAACAGAGUUCUUAGGGCUUUCCUGUCUUCGUCUCUCCUUUUUUUAAAAAGUGGUAUUUUUAGAAAUACACAUAAAAUACCAAGAAACGUCUGGGCCUCUUCCACCGCUCAUCCCGUGUUUCAUAAAGCUGGCUCUUUAUGUUGCUUUUCAUGCCUUAAUAUAUGUUUUAUGGAAGUGAUCAUGUCAUAGAUACCCAUGUAAUAUAUAUAUAUACAUCUAUAUCUAUUUGUCUGGAUGUCAAUCCUUUCUCAACUCCUGCCCAGACCUGUUUUCUGUCCACGCCAUUCUUAGCACAUUGAAACCACGCCCCCUGCCUUUUGAUCCAAAGAAGGAGAGAGGAAAGAUUUAUUUUAAGGCAGACCUAUUUUAUGCUUUUGUUUAAGAGCAGAUCUAUUUUCAAAACGUGCAAUGUCUGAAAGGGAUUGGUGACGUGCGAGGAGACCGAGGUGGCUGUCCCUGGUCUGGGUCUCUGCCCUCCCCUCUGCCCUGGCGGCUUUCUUCCCCUUACCCAGUCAUUGUAAAGGGCUGGUCCCCAGGCUCCUCCCAUCUGCAUCCUGCGGGAGCAGGACAUGUCUUUGAAAGUCCUGGUCUAAGAACUUGAUUUCACUGUCAGCUUUGGAAGGCAGCCCAAGGGUUGCCAGGCAUGUGGGUCUCCUGAAGGAAAUGUUUAUGACUGCAGACAUGCAGUCCUCACACGGGCCCCUGGACCGCCUCCCCUCAUCCCUCUGUGAGGAAAGGCCAGCAGGUUGCUGGCAGCAGGCACUGGCUAGCCAGUUUGAAGGAUGUCAGUCACAAGGUGAAGCCCAGAGAUCCUUGGUGAAGCUUGGGAUCCUCUGUGUUCUUUGGUGAAUGCUAUGAGUUCCUAGGCCUCUCCUACACUUUCUCUGGAGCCCACUCUGGGUCAUGCUGGUUUCCCCCUAGGACUUUCCUUUCUGGGAGUCAUUCUGUCAUUGGUCUAGCAUCCAGCCUCAUUCUUGGCUGGGGAGGGCUCCACAGCCAAUGUCACAUCUCAGUCUUUCCCAAGAAGAAAGACUCUGUGCUUUGACAGGCUGUGGGCUUGAGUUCUGGCCUGUGCUAGCUCAGCCUUCCAAACUUGCUUCCUGACAGGUGAAGUGAGCAAGGAGGUUCUAGCCUUGCAAGGAUUUGGGUAGGAUGGAGACCUCACCCCAGAUCUGAAAUGAUGUGUUUGGGAAUUUUACAACACUUCUGGCCAGCCUUUGGUACCUGAUCUCCAACUCUGGCAUUUUUGGCCCUCUUCCCAGCCUUGAGUCUCUUGCUAUGAAUGAAUAGGGCCCAGACAUAAGCCUAGGGCUAGGCACUCCUUCUAGGGAAAGUCCUGGCUACCCACAUAGGGCCUUCCCAAUUCACGCGUUACCUCCACCACCAAAAACCAAGAGGCUGCGAUCAAAUACUGCUACUGUCACUUUAAAGACUUCUGAGGGAGCAAGCUUGCAAGCAGCAGGUCUGCUCUCCUGCCUUUAUGGAAGGCAUGUUCUUGGAGGCAGGGCUACGACUGCAAGAUGGAAUCCUUUCCUUCCCCAUUAGGCACCCUCCUCCUGGCAGCUCUUAAAACUAAGAAAAAUAUACUAUAUAUAAAUAUAUAUAUAUACAUAUCUAUUUAUGCACAUAUUUGGGGCCAAUUUGAUUUGCUAGUGUUAGACAAUAAACCAUACAAGGAAAUUUAUGAUCUCAGUGUCUUUAUUUAGUAUGAAAGUGACCUUAGACAAAGUUAAGGUUAGAUGAACAGCGUCUCUGUUGGGACCACAUGGCCGUAGGCAUCCCCUGAGCAUUCGUCUAGCUGCUCAUCGUCCCCUGGAGAAGGGGCGCCUGGCUGAGGUAGGUGAGAGCUUGCUCCCUCCUUUCGGUGGCAAUCUUACUAGAUUAGGUACUAAAGAACCCCAACGAGCUGUGCAUUUGUAUCUUGCAAGUUUGUAUAAACCAAUACCGGGAAUAAAACGACUGGUUUGUA
Molecule: messenger RNA, 7835 nt
Organism: Peromyscus leucopus (white-footed mouse)
Lineage: Eukaryota; Metazoa; Chordata; Mammalia; Rodentia; Cricetidae
Gene: Plekha6
Product: pleckstrin homology domain containing A6
Exons: 27
Coding region: 493-4074 (1193 amino acids)
Molecular function (GO): protein binding
Source: RefSeq, a predicted model, not a curated record